AGAGUGCUGGCUCCAGUGCUCCGGAACGAAGCGCCCGCUGCAGCGGGAGGGGGGGUCCAGGCAGACGAGGCGCCGUGCGGCGAGGCUGUGCGGUGAGGUUGCAGGACGGCGCCUUCUGGCAGGCCAUGAGAGCGGUGAGCUUUGUCCUCGCUGUGCUGGCAGCCUCUGGGAAGGAUUCCACCCACAAGUUGCAAGAGGUUUCGCGCGCCGGGAAUGGCUCAGCGCCGGUGCCCUUCGAAGAUCUUGAACCCUUUGGGCGAGAGAACAAGGCGCAGGCCUUGACCGAAGCUGCCAUCAAGGAGAGCAACAAGAUGGUCGACCAGAUCGAGAAGGCGGAGGUGGCCGAAACCAAGCGGUCGGUCUUCCGUGCCCUGACGAGGCUGAGGGGCGCGGCGCUCCAAAGCUUCGAUGGCAUCGCCAAGACCCAGGAGUCCAACAUCGACACGUACACCCAGAACAGCAGCUAUCGGGAGAGGCACCCCGUGAAGCACCUUGCCAGCGAGGAGCAGGAUGUGAGCAAGUGGGCAUUCCCCACUAACGCCGACUGACUGAUUUCUGAGGAUGUGCAUGUCUCACCAAGUGGCCAAUGUGUCCUUUGACUAUAGGUGGGAAUGCUGAGGUUAUCCUGAUUGUUGUC
Molecule: messenger RNA, 637 nt
Organism: Effrenium voratum
Lineage: Eukaryota; Dinophyceae; Suessiales; Symbiodiniaceae
Source: the annotation of a GenBank genome assembly